Cololabis saira (Pacific saury) is the source of this 2008-nucleotide messenger RNA. It is a transcript of the gene ltb4r2a, whose product is annotated as leukotriene B4 receptor 2a. Bases 103 to 1164 code for a protein of 353 amino acids. The transcript has 5 exons. NCBI's taxonomy places the organism in Eukaryota, Metazoa, Chordata, Actinopteri, Beloniformes, Belonidae. Gene Ontology annotation, cellular component: membrane. Gene Ontology annotation, biological process: G protein-coupled receptor signaling pathway; immune response. The record is from RefSeq and is a predicted model, not a curated record. Gene Ontology annotation, molecular function: leukotriene receptor activity.
AGGAAGAAUCAAUACCGACUCUAUCCGAUUCAGACAUCCGUUCCAGCUCCUGCAGUCUUCUUUCUCGUGUUGUGGUUCGCGGCGGAUUGCCUGGUGACAGAAAUGGACCAGUGUAACAACUCCAGAAACGAAACCAUUGUGGGUAGCCCAGCUUCCACAUCUAUAGGCGCCCUCAUACUUACACUUGUGUUUGUCUUGGGAUUCCCUGGAAAUCUCUUCGUUAUCUGGAGCAUCCUGGCUCGAGCCCGGAAGCAGUCGGUCACGACCCUCCUUAUCCUCAACCUCGCUUUUGCUGAUGGCUCCCUGAUGGCUCUGACCCCGUUCUUCGUCAUCUAUUUGGUUAUGAAGAAGUGGGUGAUCGGAAAUGUGAUGUGUAAGAUCCUGUUCUACCUCUGUUUGGUCAACAUGUACGCCUCGAUUCACCUCAUCACGUUGAUGAGCGUCUACAGGCUGGUGUCAGUGAUAUGGCCACAGCGCAUCAGCACCAUCACAGGCAAGAGGACGCUCAGGCGUGUGCUGGCCGUGGUGUGGCUGCUGGUAAUGGCUGCUUCUAUUCCUGCAAUUAUCUUCAGAAAAGUGCGCGGUGACGUGUGUGAUUCAUUCCAUGACACAGACAGUGAAGUGGUUCUGCAGUACACGCUGGAGCUCGUGUUGGGAUUUGUAAUUCCUUAUGGAAUAAUAUUAGUCAGCUAUAUUUGCAUUUUGCGGCGGAUCCGACAAACCAAGUUCCAGCGGCGCAUUCGCAGUGAGAAGCUCAUCCUGGCCAUUGUGUUGACCUUCUGCCUCUUUUGGCUCCCCUACCAUCUUAUCAACAUGAUGCAAGUUACAUGGGCUUUAUGUCCAGAGGGGUCAGCAAAAGAAAUACUCUGUAAAAUAUGGAAAAGAAGUCGCGCCGUCUCCUCUGCCAUCGCGUUCAUCAGCAGCUGUGCCAACCCGGUGCUCUAUUUCUUCGCUGGAAAGUCGUACAUCAGAAAAGAAGGCCUGGCGUUCAUGGCCCGCCUGUUCGAGGGCACGGGGCUGGAUUCCUCCAGAAAGAGCCGACAGAACAGCCAAAACAGCCGCGACAGAGACAAAGAUGCGGACAAUGUUUUGAUGAAAAACAAAGAAUCAGACUCUGUCACCAACUCGAGCUCCAAUGCUAAACCGGUGAAAAAUGGGAAAUAGAGGAUCAACGAGGCAACUGGACUGAUGACAGGCCUCUGAAAUGUUCAACCCCUCAGGCUUUUAAAUUUGUAUCCGUCCAGUCAGAAAAAACUUUUACUUCUAAAGACUUAAAGCGCAGCUGCCAAUCUACGACAAACAACAGCAUAUGACAAUCAGCUGCUGCUUUACAUGACUGGGACCGGUACUGACUUCAAAAUCUGCUCUAACUUGAUGCUGCUCCUGGAAAUGCUUGCAUCCAGGAACAUUUUAACAAGAUUUCCAUCAAACUCUCAGAUAUGGGCCUCACUCAGCAAUCCAGGUUUUACAUGUUUUUACCAGCUGUAAAUUCUUUUUUAUUUUGACUUCUCAAAGGAGGUGUUGAUUGUGCAUUUUUUCCAGAUUUUUUUUUUUUUUGUGUCUUGCAAUACUUUUUCAUUUCCUCAAAAUGUUCAGGAAGAAAAACUGUUACAGUAAUACUGUAUUAGUUACACUAACCAGGAAAUGAGAGCUUACCUGUCAGUUAUAGUCCUUGUUGCAACACAUACAGAUGUUUGUCUCUGGAUCAUCUCUUUUUUUACCCACGUUUUGUUUUUUUUUCAUGGAAAGUUAUAUAUUUUUUUAUUCUUUUUCAAAUAUCUGCUACUUGAAUUCUAUGUCUUUUAAUGUAUGAAAAAAAAGAAAGUUUAAUGAAUGCUGCAACAUGUUUUGUUCUUUAUUGUCCAAAAUGUUCAGUAUUAUCUCCUUAUUCAUUAAAGGUUUUUUAUUUUAUUUUAUUGAACUGAGGCUAGUACUAGUGUCUGAUCUGCAGUAGUCGUCUCUGUUCGACUUUGAAGACUCAGGGAGGGAAAAUUGAAAGUAUCUCGGA